Messenger RNA from Eremomyces bilateralis CBS 781.70, 2171 nucleotides. RefSeq lists its product as uncharacterized. Lineage: Eukaryota; Fungi; Ascomycota; Dothideomycetes; Eremomycetales; Eremomycetaceae. The coding region runs from base 188 to 1912 and encodes 574 amino acids. Gene Ontology annotation, biological process: RNA polymerase II preinitiation complex assembly; DNA-templated transcription initiation. Gene Ontology annotation, cellular component: transcription factor TFIID complex; SAGA complex; SLIK (SAGA-like) complex. Gene Ontology annotation, molecular function: DNA binding; protein heterodimerization activity; TBP-class protein binding. The transcript has 2 exons. The record is from RefSeq and is a predicted model, not a curated record.
AGCAACCUCACUUGCUCCGUCCAAAUCUCUUGUACGGCUCCUUCAUCUAGAUCUUUUUCAUUGAACGAAAACCCCCAGUCCCACCUCCGGAUCUUCUAUACGUAUAUGAGACGAUGAUCAAAAACCUCUCCCCUUGAAUCAGUAUCAUACCUGCAGUAUCGCCUCACUGGCUCAAGGCUCCUUCACCAUGUCUCAACCCACCCAGAGACCUAACCAACUUCCGCAAGGAGGUGCGACAAAUCCCCAGCAUCCUCAGUUGCAGUUCAUCAAACCCGAGCAAAUCAAAAACAUGCCGCACCUCGACGCCACGCAAAAAGUCAAAUACGAAUCCGGCGUACGGCAAAUGUGGGCCAUCAUCCACUCGAAACCCCCAGAUUCCAACGAAUAUAAGCUCGCCAUGAACAAGCUUGCCGAAGCGACGGCGAAGCUCAAGCAGAACUACCGCAACUGGAUGGAACAGAAGGCGAAGAGGAGCGGAGAGGAGCAGGGAGCCGGUACGCAACCUGCGCAGCAACCAGAGCAGUCGGGUCCCUCGCAACCACAAGGCCAGCCGGCGCAGACCUCCCAACAGCAAAUCGCCCAACAAGUCAGCAAAAUCCCGAUCUACCUUCCGCCAGGGAUUCCGGAACACGAGACCGAGGCGAAGCUGAAAGAGCUGCGUCAGGUAUACAUGAAUUACCUGAUGAAGAUGGAUCAGCUAUCGUCGGAAGUGAGGAAUUACAAUACUCAGAUCAAGCACUUCCAAGGUCAACCACAAGGCCCUCCGCAGCAGAUAAUCGAUGCGCGCCAGGCUUUGAUGGUCCAACAUCAGACGACGAAACAAUAUAUCGAGGAGUUCCAGCAGAAGCAAAAUCAGUAUCGGAAAGUCGCCACGGGCCAGGGAGGAGCCGAUGUUCCGGUCAAAACCGAAUCCGGGAUUUCGCAGCCGAGUCAAGGCUCGGGACAUCCGCAGGGCAUUGUCCAAAUGUCAGGACAACCUCCGAAUACGGGAUCGCAAGUAUCACAACCGUCCAGCGCCACCAAAACCGCUGCAAGUCCUACGCAGAUGUCGAUCCCAGGACAGAACCAGUAUAUGGGACAGAAUAUGAAUCCAAUGGCUCGUGGUCACAUGACACAAGGAGGACCGUUGGUGAACGUGAAUCAGUCGAUGGGCGCCCCUCUUCGGCAAAUGCCUGGCCAGGUUCAACCUCAACAACAACCUCAACAACAACAACAGCAGCAGCCACAACAGCAACAGCAAAAUCCUCAAGGCCCCGGUACCCAAUCCCUCACCCACGCCGACGCAAUGGAAAGAGCACACCAAGGCCGCGGAUAUCCUGCCACAGACAUGCGCGGACCCUCCCAUGCUGGGCUCGGCCACCCCGCAACCACUUUCGAGCAGAAAAGCGGCUCGAAGAUGCCCAUCCCUAAAACUCUCAACGUUGCCUCGCCCGCUCCGGUGUCGAUGGGACCCUCUCGACCCACCAUGGCCGGACCUGUCAAUGGAUCUGGUGGCGUCAUGGCCAACCCGGUGAUUUCACGAGCGCCGAACUUUGUUCUCGAAGGCGAGGCGGAGAGGGUGUUGAGCAAAAAGAAACUGGAUGAGCUCGUUCGACAAGUCACUGGUGGUGGUGAAGGCGUAGGAAAUGAAGGGCUCACCCCCGAGGUUGAAGAGGCAAUGCUCCAACUGGCGGAUGAGUUCGUCGACUCCGUCAUCAGCGCCGGCUGUCGCAUGGCCAAGCUUCGCGAAUCCAGUACUCUCGAGAUUCGUGACCUUCAGCUUGUCCUUGAACGGAACUACAACAUUCGCGUCCCCGGUUACGCGUCCGACGAAAUCCGAACCGUCCGCAAGGUCAUCCCUGCACCCGGUUGGACUUCUAAGAUGCAAGCUAUCCAGGCUGCGAAGGUUAUGGGUGGUAAAAUGGACAUCUGAAAGGUGUGAGACUAAAAGAAUUCCACAGGUUAUGGAACAUAUGAGCAGGUCGAAGCAUUAGCAUGGCGUUGGAUCUGACUACCCCGGUGUAAGUUCAAAGGCGGAAAUCAUGUCUUCGAUCAUGACUGUCAAUGGAGGCGGCGUUAAUUGUUGGGGAUGCUAGGAUGGGUCAUAGGAGUUUGAACCAAGGAGUUUAGAGUCUUUAGACCCUGUCUCUAACAUAGUUGUCAAUCGAUAGACCAACAGGUUAGCUUGAGAG